Molecule: messenger RNA, 768 nt
Organism: Corylus avellana
Lineage: Eukaryota; Viridiplantae; Streptophyta; Magnoliopsida; Fagales; Betulaceae
Source: RefSeq, a predicted model, not a curated record
AUGGAGAUGCAACGGUUUCUAAGAGAGAGGUUGACACAGAUUAAUUUUGUCCACGAAAGCAACAUGGAUUGGCAUCAAAUGGCGUUCGUAGAAGAGUUGAAAAAUGAUGGCAAGGAACAAGUGGUCUGUACAGAGUGCAAUGAAUCGGCUGUAGUGGGUCCCACUCUCAAAUGCAAGACAUGCCAAUACCUCUGUCAUGUAUCAUGCUUUGACGAGUCAACCAUUAAAUUUCACUUCGGUCAUAGGCACGAUGAUCAGUUGAUCUUUACAGAAGAGCUGAAAAAUGAAGAUGGCAAGGAGGGAGUUGUUUGCAUGGCAUGUGGCGAGCAAGUAGAUGGUCCUGGAUACAAAUGCUCCACCUCCGAAUGCAACUUCCAGCUUCACAAAUCAUGCGCCAUGCUGCCCCGCCAAAAGUGUCACCCCUCGCACCCAAACCACAUCCUUAUUCUUAUGCCAUCAAGGCAAUAUUCCAGUACUUGUAAUGCUUGCGAUGCACGUAGGCGGAAAGAUUUAGAUCACAUGUUGCAGCCUGAGAAAUCAGUUGAUGUUAUGGAGAUGAUUAAGCCAGGGAAAUAUCCAUACAUCAAGUUUGGAAGAAGUUACAAAAGUGAAAAGCACGAGCACCCUCUCACUUUUGUUCGAAAGACUAAAGACUCCGCUCCAUGUGAUGCAUGUGGCAAAAUCUUCGAUGCUGUGGCCAUAGAAUGCACUCAAUGCAAGUUCAUCGUUCACUGCUGGAAUCCAGAGUGUUUGCAGAAAUAUAAGUAA